Molecule: messenger RNA, 411 nt
Organism: Limanda limanda (common dab)
Lineage: Eukaryota; Metazoa; Chordata; Actinopteri; Pleuronectiformes; Pleuronectidae
Gene: mrpl53
Product: mitochondrial ribosomal protein L53
Exons: 3
Coding region: 1-327 (108 amino acids)
Cellular component (GO): mitochondrial large ribosomal subunit
Source: RefSeq, a predicted model, not a curated record
AUGGCGGCUCCCAGGAAAGCAUCAGUGCUGCUGAAGGCUGUGAAGACAAUAACGGUCCGGUUCUGUCCGUUCGAGUCCAACGUCCGGUCCACUCGGGAGUUCCUGGCUGCGGUGAGCUCAGAGAAGGUCCGGUCGACCAACAUGAACUGUGAGGUGACAUCCAUGGUGAAACAUGACCGGUCCGAACCAAUAGUGGAUAUUACUUAUGCAGAUGGAGAGCGGCUGGUGAUGAAGGGGGCACAGCUGACCAGCAGAGAGAUGCUGGAGGCCUUUCAGUCCCGCUGCAUCGCCAAGGACCCGCAGGGAAAAGCUGCAGCAAAGAAGUGACGUUCCGUGUGUUCAACUCAUCUGUAUUUAUCUCUGUACAUUUAUAAUAAAUAUUCAUUUAUAAUAAACAUGUCUUGAUUUAAA